AUGCUCAAAACUCAAGUUCUUUACACUAUCGUUUCAUUCCUUAUUGCUGCCAAUGCCCUUCCAGUUCCUCAACCUGAUGCAGUAGCUGAAGCAGUUGUUGAAGAUAGUUUGGAAAAACGUAGUGAUAACGGUAAUGACAACGGUAAUGUUAAUGGUAAUGCCAACGGUCCCGGUGGUUGGAAUGGUAAUUACAACGGAAACUCCAAUGGUAAUAAUAAUGGCGGAUGGUACUCAUACAACAAUGGUAAUUCCAAUGGAAACUAUAACGGUAACGAAAAUGGGCCAGGUGGAAACAACGGUAACUCCAAUGGUAACUCCAAUGGUAACUCUAACGGCUACUGGGGCUACUAUGGCUAUUCAGGAAACAAUGGUAACAACAAUGGUAACCAAAAUGGUAAUGCCAAUGGUCCUGGUGGUAACAAUGGUAACAGCAAUGGUAAUGGAAAUGGUAAUGGAAAUUAA
Messenger RNA from Ascoidea rubescens DSM 1968, 462 nucleotides. RefSeq lists its product as uncharacterized. The coding region runs from base 1 to 462 and encodes 153 amino acids. The transcript has a single exon. NCBI's taxonomy places the organism in Eukaryota, Fungi, Ascomycota, Saccharomycetes, Ascoideales, Ascoideaceae. The record is from RefSeq and is a predicted model, not a curated record.